Molecule: messenger RNA, 1943 nt
Organism: Bactrocera neohumeralis
Lineage: Eukaryota; Metazoa; Arthropoda; Insecta; Diptera; Tephritidae
Exons: 6
Coding region: 573-1838 (421 amino acids)
Source: RefSeq, a predicted model, not a curated record
AGCGCGACCAGCAGCGCCGUGCGCAUGUUGUUGUUGUUGGCCAAUCGCCAGGAAGGUUUACACCAGCACAGCCGCGGCUUUAAAUCAGUGCAACACCAGCAGCCACCGGCAACGGACUUGAAACUUGAACACUUAUUCGAGCGAAUACAAGCAAUAUUUGCGGAAAAAAUAUUAUAUAAUCGAAUACUCAUUACAAGUGUUUAAUUUGAAUCGGCUGUGGUGCAAAAAGUAACGAGAAAAAUCCAUAAAUUAUAUUCGAGCAUUAUUUUUUCCAAAGGCGCGCGCAUACAAACCGACUUUGUGUAUCCGCAGGAGACAGCCGCCAGCGCGUAGAAUCGAGAAGCCGACGUGUACGCCGCGUACUGAAUGCAAAAUCAGUUAUUCAAUUGUUGUGCGCGCGAUUAAGGGAAACCAUUGAAUUUAAAUAAAUAUAAUUCAAUUGCGCAAAGGAAUUCCUGUAUUUGCCUUUUGUAUUUGCUGUCAGCGAAGCCAACAAAUUAAUUCAAUCCGCGCUCACACACUCGUCCCACCAGCGAACACACACGCACAACAACAAGGCAUAGCGCACCGAAAUGUUGCUGAAAUUCCUAUCUCUGGCAUAUGUGCUACACUUGGCAGCCGCCGCGCCGCAGCUUCUCACCUUUAGAGACGGCAAAUUUGGUGUAAAUUUCGGUGGUUAUCACGCUGAGGCGGGUCUGGGUGGUCUACUCACUGGCGAUGCAGCGCAUGGCGGCCUAAGCGCUUCGGCUGGUACGCCGUUCGGGCAAAGGGCUGGUGCUGGCUUAGGGGGCAGUGUGGACGGAAAUGCCGCUGGCGUACUGUAUGCCGGUGCUGAGGCCAAUCCACAGCUCGGUGCUGGAGCCAUUCUUGGCGGAGAUACCAGCAGAGGUGGUUAUGCGGGUUCACAAGCUUUUUCCGGCGGUAGAACCGUGGCAAGCACAAAAAACCACAUCUUUCCGGGAACUUUCAGCAAUCAAGUGGACGCAGUGACUAGUGGUCCCAGUGACACAACACAGUAUGAUGGCAUUCAAAAAGUCCGACCACCGAAGAAGUAUCUUAUCAAACCCAGUUCCUACAGCAAUAGCGCAAAUAAGACACCCAAUAAUUCUGACCGCAAGGCCACUGACAACCGCCAUGCCCCCAGCACUGACAUCCUUAAACGUGGUGAUGACUUUUCAACCGCUGCAACAGGCAACCAUAACGGUAACAGCGAUGACGUCAACGUUGACACCAGCGCUGCCUCUAUUGCCGGAGAACAGCAUAAAGGCGUCGUGAAACCAAUUGCUACAUAUGUUCCCGUUGUACAACAUCCUGCAGGAGCACCAAGCGCCAGCGACACCACAGAGAGCGUAGGGAAAGCCGAUAGCCAGCAGCAGCUCAGCGACGCACCACAGCCAGCCAACGGUGUCGAGCAUGCUGCAGCGCCACCCACCAUCGUGGUGAGCAGGCAACGCUUGCGCCAAAAGUCACGCACCCGACCCAAUAAACGUGAGCGCCAGCUGCAGCGGCAACGCGAGCGCCUACUGCAAACACAGCUCGCGCUAAGGACGACAGAGGCCGGAUAUGCUGCUGAAGCUAGCGCCAGUGCCAACGCUAACGCCAACAGUAACAACAAUGCAGGUAGCGGUGUCGCACACUCGAAACAACUGACCAGACAAGUGGAGAAGAAUCAAUUCAAUUUCGCCACGCCAUCGCCGCUACCCGAUAUCAACCUGAACGUCGGCCCAGCGGUAGUGACCAGUGCUUUGAACAUACCGAUUGGCAUUUUGCGUUCUCUGCAAGAGUCUUUGGGUGGACUCGCUACUGCCAGACAGGGAGCGUCUGCAACAAUUAACUAAGCGACGAAUUUCGAUUUAUUUUACAUAUAUGCAUUAAAGAAUUAUCGAUUUUGUAUUUAAAGUUGUUCUGAAAAUUCAAAUAAAAUGCGAAAAUUCAGCAAGAAA